AAGUACCCGAUGUUGGCAUUAAUGUAUGAUAGUUCUCAUUGGUUAAUUUGUUUCGUGAGGUGAGAUGUGAAUAAAAUAGUACAAUUUCUUUCUGUUGUGUGUUGGAAGUGUUCUAACCUGAAAAGGGAAUAUGUGGUUCGAAGUCGAUGAAAUAGCUGAAUUAUUCAGAGGAUAUAUUCCAUAUUAUUUACUAAUCGUGUUACCAAUAUUUAUUAUUAUAUCACCCGUGAACCCUGUUGGUGCUGCAAAUGAAUUUCCCGUGCACCGCAUGCAUCAGUAUGACUUGCAUGGUGUACCGCACGGUUGUCGCAGUUCACACGUAAACUUGGAAGCACGUUCUGUUAGUAGAUGGAGUACAUCUCGUCACUGUGUUGUUACACGGCUGGAAGACAUCACAGCUGCUCAAUUUCGAGAACUCUGUAACAAAGCAGGAGCUCUUCUUGUUAUGUUACCUCGAGAUAUGACGAGCUUGCUUGAGGAAGAGAAGCAGCAAGUGAUGGAACUAGAAGCAGCCAUGAUGUUACAAGAGGUGUUCAUUCCAGUUUACUUUACUAAAUGGAGUCCAGAUCUCCAUAAUAUACUGGAUGACAUCUCAAGAAGCUCUGUGACUGAUGAUCGAUCUAUUUCAGCAGCUGAAGCUCUGAUGAAUUCUGUGUCUGCCAAUAGUUAUCAGGUAGUAAUCGGCGCCAAUCAAGCUACAGCCAGACCUGAUGUCAGUAUUGCAGCCAUUCAGGGUAAACUGUCUGGUUAUGGUAUUGAGGAAGAUCUUCCAACCAUUGUGAUUGUAGCAUAUUAUGAUAGUUUUGCAGUUGCACCAACGCUGGCAUUUGGUGCAGACUCCAAUGCCUCUGGAGUAAGCAUGCUGUUGGAACUUGCACGCCUUUUCUCACAUCUGUACACAAGCUCAAAGUCACAUGCCCGUUAUAACAUGAUUUUUCUGCUGUCUGGUGCUGGAAAACUAAACUACCAAGGCAGCAAGAGAUGGCUGGAUGAUCAGCUUGAUGGUCUGGAGGGGUCUAUUAUUCAGGAUGCUUCGUACAUCCUCUGUCUGGACACAGUGGCUACCUCCAGUAGCUUGUAUGUCCAUGUCUCAAAACCGCCUCGUGAAGGAAGCCCGGGAGCCUUGUUUUUCAAGGAGCUGAAAGAUAUAGCAGAACAUUUAUACCCCAAUGUGACAGUAGAUGGUGUUCAUAAGAAAAUCAACCUCGCUGAGGAAGUGUUGGCUUGGGAACACGAACGCUACAGCAUACGCCGUCUUCCUUCCUUCACAUUGUCUUCCUUGAAGAGCCACAAGGACUUGAUACGAGCCUCUCUGCUUGAUGUCCGGGAGAAUGUGGACGUGACACGUCUCACAGAAAAUACACAGAUUUUAGCCGAAGUUCUUGCUAGGCAUAUCUUCAACCUAACUACAGGAGAAAUUUUUUCAAGUACCGUGGGUGUGAAAUUGGACUCCUUGAGGUCAUGGCUUGACUUCCUAGCAACUCAGCCAAGGUCUGUACAGCUCCUCUCAGAAAAGAACAAUCCCUUGGUGAUUUCAUUGAAGGAUGCCAUGAGCAGGUACUUGAAAGAAGUGAAGAUAAUUUACCAGAUGCCAGACAAACGGGAUCCUGAGUUUGUCUUGUACGAUGUGACAAAAACUGUUGUCAAUUUGUACAGUGUUAAACCGGCCAUCUUUGAUCUCUUCCUGACCUUUGCCAUAGCUAUUUAUCUUGGACUGGUUUAUCUCAUUAUUCAGAACUUUCCAGUCUUGUAUGCAACAGUAUCUAAAAUCAUCUCAUCAAAGAAGGUCAGAAGUCAGUGAAGAAUAUUUGGAUUCCUUGGGGAACCCCUUUAAAAAUGCAGUUUUAAUUUGUGAAGGGUAGUUUUUUAAUUUUUCCAUAUACCUGACGAACUUUUCAUAUAAUACAUUUGUACCAUACUUUAUCAUUGGCGUAGGUUAAGAAUAUUAGUCUUCUUAAUUAUGGCUAUUAUUUUGGAGUGCCUUUGCCUUAAAUUUUCAGGCAUUCUAGUCAUCUGCUCAGUGUAUACAGCAACAUACUUAAAAUCCCUGUUUGGGUGCUUAUGGUAAAGGAGUGCAUCCUGUGUAUGUAUUUAUUAUGCCAUACAAUAAAUUCCAUGUAUGAAUGUUA
Messenger RNA from Zootermopsis nevadensis, 2129 nucleotides. Its product is annotated as BOS complex subunit NCLN. NCBI's taxonomy places the organism in Eukaryota, Metazoa, Arthropoda, Insecta, Blattodea, Termopsidae. Gene Ontology annotation, biological process: regulation of signal transduction. Gene Ontology annotation, cellular component: membrane. The record is from RefSeq and is a predicted model, not a curated record.